Plasmodium gonderi is the source of this 1578-nucleotide messenger RNA. RefSeq names its product phosphoenolpyruvate/phosphate translocator. The record is from RefSeq and is a predicted model, not a curated record. The transcript has a single exon. Bases 1 to 1578 code for a protein of 525 amino acids. Gene Ontology annotation, molecular function: antiporter activity. Gene Ontology annotation, cellular component: Golgi apparatus. Lineage: Eukaryota; Apicomplexa; Aconoidasida; Haemosporida; Plasmodiidae.
AUGAAUAAAUUUAUUAGAACGUUAAUACUUGCUGUUGUUAUUAAGAUACAAAUUAAUUUAGGAAGAAGUUUAAGCUAUGAUAAACAUUGUUGUUCCCCAAACGUACAUAUUAAUUUUCACCGAAGUAAUAAUACUAGUGAAGUUAUAAAAAAGAUUAAUACUUCAUACAGGAAUGUUAAAAGCAAAAAUAAUUACAACAAUUUCACGAAUAAUUCUUCCCUUUUUAUUAAUAAUUAUAAACCAAAAUAUGAGAAAAUAAAAAGAGUGAGUCCAUUAAGUUUUAACAUCAAGGAUGCCCAUAAUUAUAAUACAAAAAUUAGUCAAAAUGUAAUAAAUGCAUUAAACAGAAAAAUAAAUGAUGGAUUUUUUUCCCUAUUCAGUUCUGCUAAUAGAGACACAAGCAUCUAUAGCAAUGAAUUUGAAAGUAAUAAAAUUAUAGAUGAUAUAUCACCCAAUAAUAAUUCUGAAAAUACUGGAAAACAAAAUCAGAGUUCAUAUGGGAAAACAUUAAAUGAUAAUAACAAUUCUGGAAAAGAUGUAGAUCAAAAAAAUUCAUGUACUUUUUUAAAUAAGGUAGUAGAAGGAGGAAAGACAGUAUCGUUACUAGGGUUAUGGUAUGUAUGCAAUAUUUUUUACAAUAUUGAAAAUAAAAAAGCAUUAAAUUUGUUAAAUUUGCCAAUUACAAUUGCAAUAGCACAGAUAUAUGUUGGAUUGCCAAUUUUCCUAAUUCCGUGGUUAUUGAAGUUAAGAAAUCAACCUGAACUCUUUUAUGAUGAACAAGAAAUGAAAAAAAUAAGUUUUAGCGAUAGAAAUGCAUUAAUAAAAGGAUUUCAAAAAUAUGUCCUGUUUUUAAAAAAAUAUAGUAGCAUAAUGAAACAAAGUAUAUAUCAUGGGUAUGCCCAUUUAUUAUCAGUAAUGGCAAUGGGAGCUGGUGCAAUUAGUUUUGUUCAUAUUGUUAAAGCAUCUUCUCCAUUAUUUGCAGCAUUCUUUUCAUAUUUCCUAAUGAAUAAUAGAAUGUCUAUAUAUACUUACACCUCUCUAUUGCCAAUUGUGUUUGGUGUAUCAUUAGCUUCUAUAAAAGAAUUAUCAUUUACGUAUAAAGCAUUAUAUUCAACUUUAUCAGCCAACGUACUUUCAACUAUGAGGGCUAUAGAAGCAAAAAUCAUGAUGGAUAAAAAUCUUGAAAAAAUAGGAAAACAUUUAACUCCAGAAAAUAUAUUUGCACUUCUAACUCUUUCAUCUGCAAUAUUUUUAACCCCAGCUUUAUACCUUGAUGCACAUAAAUGGAAUGAUGCAUAUUCGUACUUAAUGAAUAAUAAAGACGUUUUAAAAGUCUUGGGAAGACAUGUACUAAUGUCAGGUGUAUGGUUUUAUUUAUAUAACCAGUUAUCAUUUAUUUCAUUGAACAGAUUAAAUCACAUUACCCAUGCCGUUGCAAGCACAGUGAAAAGAGUUUUCUUAAUAUUAACAAGCUACUUUAUUUUUGGAACGAAGUUUUCUCUUCUUGGUGGAUUGGGUUCAACAAUGGCUGUAAGUGGAACAUUCUUAUAUUCUAUAGUAAAAAAAAAAUUUGGCUAG